CGUUCGAUAAAACUAACUUCCAAAUAAACAACGACCUCGCGUUCCGGCAUAAAAUUUAAAAUUAAAUGUUCUGUAUAUGUCACUUCUGACCAAGCACACAUUGAAGAUCCAGCAAGAAUUCCGAAGAGAAGGAAACGAGCUUCAGUGAUGGAGUCACCAUUCAAACCAGAUAUACUGAGAGACAAGGUGGCUUUGUUGACCGGUGGUGGGUCAGGAAUUGGAUAUGAGAUUGCUCUUCAAUUGGGUAAACAUGGAGCCUUGAUUGCCAUCAUGGGUCGGCGCAAACACGUUCUUGAUUCUGCUGUUGCUUCUCUUCACAUCCUGGGAAUCCCUGCUAUAGGACUUGUGGGAGAUGUUCGCAGGAGAGAUGAUGCGGUUAAAACUCUAGAAUCAACUGUUAGACAUUUUGGCAGGCUUGACAUUCUUGUAAAUGCUGCAGCUGGGAAUUUCCUAGUUGCACCUGAGGAUUUAUCUCCUAAUGGCUUUCGAACAGUACUGGAUAUAGACUCUGUUGGCACUUUUACAAUGUGUCAUGAGGCCCUUAAGUAUCUUAAGAAGGGGGGCCAAGGGAAGGACCCAGCUACUGGGGGAACAAUAAUAAAUAUAAGCGCAACUUUGCAUUAUACAGCUACUUGGUAUCAAAUCCAUGUAUCUGCUGCCAAGGCAGCAGUCGAUAGCAUUACAAGAAGCUUGGCUUUGGAGUGGGGCACAGAUUAUGAUAUUAGAGUCAAUGGGAUUGCACCAGGGCCUAUUGGAGAUACUGCUGGUUUUAGUAAACUUGCACCUGAUGAGAUUUUGAGAGAAGCUAAAGAGAAGAUGCCUCUUGAUAGAUUGGGGGAGAAAUGGGAUAUAGCUAUGGCUGCUGUGUAUCUCACAUCUGAUGCAGGAAAAUAUGUGAAUGGAACAACGUUGGUCGUCGAUGGAGGGGAUUGGCUUCAUAAACCUCGCCAUCUGCCAAAAGAUGCAGUGAAGCAACUGUCGCGAGCGGUGGAAAAAAGGUCUAGAGAUGCACCAGUUGGGAUUCCAAAGAGCAAGCUGUGAAUAUAUCACUGAUAGUGAAGGUCUAUGAAGUGGUUUACUUGCAUGAGGAUUCAACAUUUUGUUAAAAUUACAUCAGAUUCUGGGUCAAAGAUAAUUGUGUCUGAAUCAAGAGAGUUCAGCAUUUACAAAAUGAAACUGAACUUGGAAAAUAUAAUUUACAGAACUAGUUACUAGCUGUAAACUCAUGCAUUAUCAACUUUAGUUUCUUGCUUGCAUAAUCUCUCCCAGAGUUACCCAACGGAGGAUGGACAUACAAUAGCAGAAAGAAGUUUGAAGGAUCA
Molecule: messenger RNA, 1322 nt
Organism: Manihot esculenta (cassava)
Lineage: Eukaryota; Viridiplantae; Streptophyta; Magnoliopsida; Malpighiales; Euphorbiaceae
Product: peroxisomal 2,4-dienoyl-CoA reductase [(3E)-enoyl-CoA-producing]
Exons: 5
Coding region: 148-1041 (297 amino acids)
Biological process (GO): fatty acid catabolic process
Molecular function (GO): 2,4-dienoyl-CoA reductase (NADPH) activity
Source: RefSeq, a predicted model, not a curated record